GUGAUUAUAUUAAUGUGAACGACACUGUAGAUAUGUAAAGCCAACAUAACCAAUCAAUGAUCAGCUGUUAUCAACACAGUCAACCCUGAAAAUCAACACACAACAAACGCGUGGCAGGCGGCAGUGACAGCUUCGAUGGAUUGCGACGAUUACCACGUACUCACUCCGAUGUUUUUUUUCGCCAAGUUAUAUUCGCUUUCCUAGCGAUAGAUAUACUUCAUUAAACGAAUUUUCUUGCGUGUUUCCCUGCGUUUCGGUAAUUUUUUGUAUAGUGUAAUUUCACAAUCUCACAAUGGCAACGGGAGAUCAGAAACGCGUCGCUCUCAUUACCGGCAUCACUGGGCAGGAUGGCUCGUAUUUGGCCGAGUUCCUUAUUGAAAAAGGUUACGAGGUUCAUGGUAUUAUUAGAAGAGCAAGUUCAUUCAAUACCACCAGAAUACAGCAUCUUUAUGAAGAUCCUAAUAGUCACAGACAGGGAAAGAUGAAACUUCAUUAUGGCGAUAUGACAGAUUCUAGUAGUCUUGUUAAAGUAAUUAGCAAAGUUCAACCUACUGAAAUCUACAAUUUAGCUGCUCAAAGCCAUGUCAAGGUAAGUUUUGAUUUAAGUGAAUACACAGCUGAAGUCGAUGCUGUUGGCACAGUAAGAUUGCUAGAUGCUGUACAAACGUGUGGAUUAGAAAAAUCAGUCAAAUUUUAUCAAGCUUCUACUUCUGAACUUUAUGGGAAAGCCAGUGAGGUGCCUCAGAAUGAAAAGACUCCAUUUUAUCCACGAUCACCUUAUGCUUGUGCCAAGAUGUAUAGUUUUUGGAUUGUUAUAAACUACAGAGAGGCAUAUGGUAUGCAUGCCAGCAAUGGUAUACUCUUUAACCAUGAAAGUCCAAGGCGAGGUGAAAAUUUUGUAACCCGAAAGAUCACUAGAACAAUAGCAAAAAUACACUUGGGCUUACAAGAUGUAUUGGAGCUAGGAAAUUUGGAUGCUAAAAGAGAUUGGGGACAUGCUAAGGAUUAUGUUGAAGCAAUGUGGUUAAUGCUACAACAAGAUGUCCCAGAUGAUUAUGUGAUAGCUACAGGUGAAACGCACAGUGUAAGGGAAUUUGUUGAAGAAGCAUUCCAGUUUGUUGGAAGAAGUAUUAAAUGGGAAGGUAAAGGUGUAGAGGAAGUUGGAAAAGAUGCAAGUAGUGGACAAAUACUUGUAAAAGUUAAUCCUAAAUAUUUUCGUCCAACAGAAGUUGAUCUUCUGAUGGGAGAUGCGACAAAAGCAAAGAAAACAUUGGGCUGGACACCAACUGUGUCAUUCCAAGAACUUGUGGUUGAUAUGAUGACUGCUGAUUUGGAAUUGAUGAGAAGAAAUCCAGUAGCAUAAUUAUAGGAAGACUAAUUUUUUUUUUAACCAGUGUGAUCUGUAUUGAAUUUCGCGCAAAUAGUUAUAGAAACAACGAGAUGCUGUGGAAAUUUCAAGGUGCAAAACUGUAAGAGUGUACAUUUUUUUUAGAAUAAUUUACAUGUUUUUAUGUGCGUGUGUAAGAUUACCCUGGGGAAAAUAUUUUUGUACUGAACGUAUAAAAUUUAUUACAAAUUUCUGAUAAAAUGCAAUGAAAAUAGUGAAAACAUGAAACAUUCCAUUUGUUCAACCUGAUUUUUUAUAAUCUCUUGUAUCUUUUUAAUAGAGAUGAUUUUCUUGAAUUGUAUAUAGAAGAGUGACUUUUGCAUUUUUGUAAUUUCCCAGUUUUUAAACAGUAUUCAAAAUGUUUCACUACUUUCAUCACAUAUUAUUUCUAAAUUCUGAAAUACCUGUGUGCAAUAAUAUUUAUACGUUUUUACGUAAUUUUCACCAGAAGAAAUGUGUCGAGUUAUAAGAUUAUCUAUUGAAUUUUAACUAGCGUAAUACACAUUUUUAACUUGUAAAUAAUAAAUAUCGAUGAAGUAAACGUGCAUAGCUAAAGUUAAUUAAAGUCAUCGUAAAGUUG
Molecule: messenger RNA, 1967 nt
Organism: Nasonia vitripennis (jewel wasp)
Lineage: Eukaryota; Metazoa; Arthropoda; Insecta; Hymenoptera; Pteromalidae
Gene: Gmd
Product: GDP-mannose 4,6 dehydratase
Exons: 7
Coding region: 293-1363 (356 amino acids)
Biological process (GO): GDP-mannose metabolic process
Molecular function (GO): GDP-mannose 4,6-dehydratase activity
Source: RefSeq, a predicted model, not a curated record